Molecule: messenger RNA, 3792 nt
Organism: Adineta steineri
Lineage: Eukaryota; Metazoa; Rotifera; Eurotatoria; Adinetida; Adinetidae
Source: the annotation of a GenBank genome assembly
AUGUUUUUUAAUGUCAUCUCUUUGUUAACUGUUUGUAUUGUGUCUCAUACCUUAGGACAAAUACUAGAUUGUCCGCAUGGCUGGCAAGAAUUUAUUGGCACAGCUUCAUGCUAUCGUUUUAUUCGUUUUCCAAAAGAAACCUAUGACGGUGCUGCUGCUCGCUGUCCGGCGGAUCUUUUGAGUGUUGAAUCCCUUUCUGAACAUUUAUUCAUACAAGAUUGGUUAAAUGCAAAUGAUCCAUCUGCACAACAUUGGCUUACAAGUGGUAGACGUAAUGGACCCUUUUGGCAAUGGAUAAAAAGAACUGGUAUAUUAAAUUUUCAAUUUAAUCAAGGCUGGUUACCAAAUACUGAAAUAGAACAACAAUUACGAUCCUUUCUCUUUUAUGCUUAUCAAAGUAGUCAAUGGGGUUGGUUACCACAUGACGUAACAUCAGCGGAAACUGUACCAUAUGUUUGUGAAGUACCUAUUCGAGAGACAUAUGGUAUUUUAGAUAAUUAUAGAGGGAUUGAAUAUGGUCUUCCAUCAAAUAUUGAACAACGUUUUGUUCCUCGUGCACCGAAAUUUUAUGAACAACCACGAGAUCAAGAAUUCGGACGAAUAGAUCAAAUUACACUUGGUAGUGGAAGUACAUUUGGUAUUAGUAAAUUAUCUCUAGCUAUUGUCGUUACAUUAACAUGUCGAGCUGAUGCAUAUCCAGUUGCUGAUUAUUAUUGGUUUCGAAUGACAACUGGUAUUAUAUCUGAAGCUGUUUUCGUUAAUUUAAAUGAUCCACGCUAUUUUCAACAUGGUGGUAAUUUAAUGAUUAAUAAUCCAGCAAAUGAAGAUAGUGGAACAUAUUUUUGUAAAGCAAGUAAUAUUUUUGGUACAGCUAUUAGUAAUCGAGUUUAUUUACGUGAAAUAACAUUGGGUCAGUUUGAAAAACGUGAACGACCAAAAGUAAUUGCUGAAGGUCAUCGUGAUGCUAUUAUUGAUUGUCUAUAUAAAAAUACAAAUACAGGAGAUCUUAAUUAUGCGUGGUUUAAAGGUGCAAUCAAUCAAAAAGUUCAACAAUCAGCCGAACGUUUUAUUUCUCGAAAUGGAAAUUUAUAUUUUUCUCGUGUAACUGAUGGUGACUCAGGAAAAUAUUAUUGUGCUGUUCAAUCAGAAAAUACUCGACUUCGUUAUUUACCAUCUCAAACAAGUGAAGGUACAGAAUUAGAUGUGCGUUCAACAUUUGGACAAGAACGUAGUCCACGUAUAUUUCCUAAUUUUCCACAUGUUUUUCCUACAACACGUUUACCUAAAUUGGGUGAAAAUGCAUCAAUUGAAUGUAUUGCUGAAGGUUAUCCUGUUCCAACUUAUCAAUGGUUUCGUGAAGAUGAAUCUGGAAAUUUACUUCCAUUACAAUCAAAAGCUAUUUUAAUUAAUUUUAAUCGUGAAUUAAUUAUACCUAAUUUACAACAAGAUGAUCAGGGUUUAUAUCGUUGUGAAGCAUCAAAUACACGUUCAGUUGUUUCUCAAUCUGUUUCAUUACUUGUACAAAUUGAUCCUAUUUUUGUUGUACCACUUGAAGAUCAAAUACUUGAUGUUGGUUCUGUUUUACAAUUGUAUUGUGAAGCAUAUCCAAGUGAAUUAGAUCAAUUACGUUAUUCAUGGUUUAUAAAUGGAACAGAAAUAUUUUGGGAACGUUUAACAUUAGUACAACAACAACGAUUAACAAUAAAUAAUAAUCUUUUAAUGAUUAUGAAUGUUCAACCAUUUGAUAAUGGUAUUUAUCAAUGUGCAGCAACAAAUACACAAAAUAAUGUACAACGUUUUAGUGCAGCUGAAGUACGUGUUAUUACAUUAGCACCAACAUUUGGUAAACAUACAAUGAUAUCAACAUUAAGAUCAACUGUUGGUGGUUUAGUCACAAUUAUUUGUCAUCCGGAAGGUGCACCUCAACCACAAAUACAAUGGUUUAAAGAUAAUCUGCCAGUAAAUCUUGGAACGAAUGCACAAAUUUUUCCUAAUGGAAACUUAGUUUUUACAAAUAUACAAUUAACAGAUGCAGGUAAUUAUACAUGUAUGGCAACAAACGUAUAUGGUAUUGCACAACAAAGUACAUAUGUUUAUGUAAUGCCCGAAGGUACAACAAUAAUUUCAACACCAGGUGGGCGUGAUGUUCUACUUAAUCAAACGAUAAUAAUACCAUGUGAUGCUCGAUCAAUGACUCAAAUGGAUUUAACAUUCUAUUGGCGUUUCAAUAAUGAAAUUUUAACUAUUGAUAAUAAACGUUUUCGACAAGAUAAUCCUGAUCGUCCCGGUGAUUUACGUAUUGUACAAGCUCAAUAUAGUAAUGCUGGUCGUUAUACAUGUGUAGCUCAAACAACAGUUGAUGAACAAAGUUCAUCUUAUCAAUUAAAUGUCUUUGGACCACCAGGUCCAUUAGCUGGUGUACGUUGUACACAACCAUUUCAACGUCAAGUUACAUUAUCAUGGAUUGUUGGCAAUGAACAUGGUGCACCUAUAUUACAUUAUACAAUUGAAUCAUUAACUAAUCAUCGUUCAUGGUGGGUAUGGCAUGGAAAUUAUAGUAUUCCAUUACCAGCAAAUAAAUUUAUUUCAAUGACAUUAACUGGUUUAUCAGCAUUUACAGAUUAUCGUUUUCGUAUAUUAGGAACAAAUAUGUAUGGUUCCGGUGAAUUAUCUGAAAUCUCUUCACCAUGUGUUACACAACCAGAUAUUCCAGGUAUGGCACCAGCACGAUUAGGUGGUGGUGGUGGAAAAAUAGGAGAUUUAAGAGUUGUUUGGGAUCCAUUACCAAUGGAUUUCUGGAACGGACCUGAUCUAACGUAUCGAAUUUAUGUACAAAAACAAGGAGAAAAUCGACAACAAAUUUUUAACGUACUUGAUCCACUUCGAAACUUCUUUAUAACUCAUCUUGCCGAUAAAAUGUAUUUUUAUCCAUAUAAUGUUCGUAUUUCUGCUGUAAAUCUUCUUGGUGAAGGACCUGUGUCAGGUAAUGUUACAAUUCGUUCAGCUGAAGAUCGUCCAGCACGUCAAGUUCUUAAUGUUAAAUGUAGUCCAUAUAAUAGUACAGCAAUGACUGUAACUUGGGAUAUGAUUGAUGAAAAUGAUUAUGCUGUUUUACGUGGUCGUUUACUUGGUUAUAACGUUCGAUAUUGGCGUAAAGGUCUUGAUGAACUUACAAAUUAUUGGGAACGUCGUUUUCCAGGUCAACGUUCUCGUGCUAUUAUAAUUGGUCUUGAAGCAAAUACGGAAUAUGCUGUUCGUGUUUCUGUUUAUACACAAUUUGGUGAUAGUCCUGAAAGUAGUUAUUUUACACAUCGAACAUUUCGUUUACCACCACUUCUUCCACCACAAUAUAUAUCUAUCCGACAACCAACUCGAGAAAGAGAUAAACGUGUUCAAUUAUUUAGUGAUAUUUAUACGUAUAAAAUUGAAGUUGAAUGGCGUGGUAUAUGGACAUCAGCAGAAGAAGAACCGUUGGAAGGAUAUAUGGUUAAAGUUUGGGAACAUUACCAAUCAAUUCGUAAUGCAACAAUUUAUUAUGUUGAUGGUUCAAAAUAUAAAUUAAUUAUUGAUAAUUUAUUCAAAAAUCGUAAUUAUAAACUACGUGUACAAGCAUGGUCUCUUGGUGGUGAAGGAAAAUAUUCAUCACCAGAAAAAGAAUUUCGAUUUGAUGACCAAGGACGUCUAUUGAUACUUUAUAAUCCUGAUACAAGUUUACUCUAUCAUAAUAAUGCCUUUCAUCCAUAUCCAUCUUUCAUCUUAUUGUUUAUUUUACUCAAUUUGUACUAUUUAUAA